GCUUCAACGGCGGUUUAAAACAAAAAAAAAAGGGACAGCGCUUGGGCUGGUGGCGUGUGUGUAAGUGGAAGGCGGGGGGGAAUUAACGUUACCGCGACCGCCCCCUUGGCCAACGGAUCCUUGCAACGGUCGCGUUUGGCUCAGCUCCUUCGCCAGUCAUGUGAUUGUAACGUAAAACCCCCUAACCGGAAAACAACCGACGACCCUCUCCGCCGCCGAACAAGCAGCUCGCAAAGCUGCUGGGAGCCCGGAGAGGACGGACGUGUCCCCGCCCGGUGACAAACAACCACAAAAACAAGCGGCGGUGGCGUCACGGCAACGAUAAUUUAGACAGACGAGCAGCGGAUAAGGUUGAAGAAUGGAGUUGGCCAACCACGGUCUUAUCCUGCUGCAGCAGCUCAACGCUCAGCGAGAGUUCGGCUUCCUGUGUGACUGCACGGUGGCCAUCGGGGAUGUGUUCUUUAAGGCCCACAAGGCCGUGCUAGCCGCUUUCUCCAACUACUUUAGGAUGCUCUUCAUCCACCAGGACAGUGACUGCGUGCGCCUGAAGGCGACGGACAUCCAGCCCGAUAUCUUCAGCUACCUGCUCAACCUGAUGUACACUGGCAAACUGGCCCCCCAGCUCAUAGACCCCACGCGUCUGGAGCAGGGCGUUCGCUUCCUGCACGCCUACCCUCUCUUGCAGGAGGCCAGCCAGUCGGUAUACGUGCACCCCGAGCAGAGCAUCAACCUCUCCACCUCCCUCUACGGCAUCCAGAUCGCCGACCAGAAGGCGGCGCUGUCGGCACACUUGCCCCUCUCCUCGCCCGUCGACAUGGAAACGCUAGGCUCCGAGGCCCAGUACCCAUCGGUGGCGGCGUCAAAGCCGGCCGCUUCCCCUCCGGAAGCGGAGGCGUCCACCAGCGGCGUCCAACCCAACGCUGAGGAGGCGCAGUCGCCGAGCGCAGACGGGGGCGCCAACGCCAAUGCCAUCCUGCACGUGAAGCCGAGCAUCAUGAAGAGGACCUCGUCCUUCCGGAAGCACUACUCCUGUCACAUGUGUCGGAGUCGCUUCAACCAGAGGAGCCUGUUGAGGGAGCACCUCCUACAGCACGCCCAGGUGGUGGAGAAUGCCCUCUCCCCGGUAACGGUCGCCGAGCAGAGCGCGCCGGAGGCCGAGGGCUACCUGAAGGCAAACCGAGUCGCCGCCUCAGAAAUCAUCAGCGACAGCGAGCAGAUGCCUGCCUCCGGCAACAACUCGGACUCGCCCCGCGCCGAGGUAUCCGCCUGCGGGUGGAGCGCGGGCGGCCUCAACUCCCAAGCGGACACGCCGCCCCCCUCGGACAUCGCUGACAUCGACAACCUAGAGAACGGCGAUCUGGACCGUGAGCUGAAGCGGCGGAAAUACGAGUGCUGCACGUGUGGCCGCAAGUUCAUCCAGAAGAGCCACUGGCGCGAGCACAUGUACAUCCACACGGGCAAGCCUUUCAAGUGCAGCGCCUGCGGCAAGAGCUUCUGCCGCGCCAACCAAGCGGCCCGCCACGUAUGCCUCAACCAGAGCGCCGACGCCUACACGCUGGUGGACCGCCAGAGCAUGGAGCUGUGCGCGGCCGGCGACGACAGCAGCCAAAUGGAGGCCAUGUUUUUGGCCACGUCCAAGCCAUACAAGUGUAACAUUUGCGCCACCACCUUCUCCAGCCCCAACGAGGUCAUCAAGCACCUUUGCUUCACGCAGGGCAGCCUGGCGGGGCUUCCGGGCGCCGCCGCCGCCGCCCUGAUGCUCCCGCACGACGAGCUCUCCAAAGACGACGGCUCGGAUCUGUCCAACUCGGGCACGCCGCUCGAGGCCAUCAAGGCCGAGGACGUCCUGGUGGAGUAGCCGCCAAAACUCCCAAUUUGCAUUUUUUUUUUCCCCUCGCUAAAUUAUAACUCCUGACUAAGCUAAAAGACGUCAGUCGGGGUUUUGUUUUUUUGUGGGAGAUCUGUUUUUGUGUAUGUUCCAUUCACAUCGACUUGAACAGAACAAGGGGAAAAUGACCACCAACAUACAGUAUCAGAAUCAUCAUUUAAGCAUUUUUAUUCAAUAUCCCACUUGUGCAUUGAAUCGUUCAUGUCCUAGCAUGCUUUUUGUGCUACUUGUACAACAAUGACUUGAGUGCACCAGUAGAGCGACUGCAUCUCCACUUAGCACACAGUUUUCCCUCUUUCGUAACAUGUAAUUGUUCUACUACUGCCAUAGACGUCACUCGUUCGACAUUGUCAUUCUGCUAGUACAUGGAGUCGUCUUACAAGCUAGGACAAUUCCGCACACCAGUUAGGACAUUGAAUAAAUGCUUAAACGUCCCACCUCGCUCGAGCUGCGGUGAGACCGUUAACCUUCAAACAGGAAGCGAGGGGCCCAACAUGCAGGUUAGGCCUUUAGUUGUGAGGCCGAGGCCAAUGCCGAUCACGCUCGCAAACACGUACGCCCGAGACAAUCUGUGAUCUUGACGUCUUCCACUUUUGUGUUCAGCAAAAUUGAGAGAAAACAAUGCACCUUUUUCAUCGGAGCGUUCACCCACCGGGAAGCACGCUUACUUUCCUCAACAUUGAACAAAGAGCAAGUAAAAGCAUCAAUGAAAACUUGAAUAUACCCCUUUCAAACAAAUAUUUCUAAUUUUGUACACAGUGGUAUGAUUUACAAAAGAGUCUAUUGUGAUGAAAAUGUAGCCUUCAGAGUAGAAAUGCUUUCGAUUUAGCAGAUCCACGUGGAUGGGCGAGACAAAAAGUUUGAACUGUAGCCUUAAAUAAAUGAACUUGUUAGACUAGUAGUUACUGCCUGAUCAGAUAGGUGUCCAUGGGUUCCAACCCUAGAAAAAGCAGUCAAAUGAUGCAUUUCAUUCAAAAGCAUGUAUCUCGAGUGUUUUGUUUGAAUCACCAAAAUGUCUUUUGAUCUGAAUAUAACGGAAUCAAUAGAAAUGCGAAAAGAAAGUUUUUAUUUAAAAAAAAAAAAAAAAAGGGGGGGGGGCGUUUUAUAGUUUUGGUCCACUUUGUAUUGCAAAAUGUGCCUGUGUCAAUUUGUUUUAUCCAAACUGUUUUAUUUUUAAACACGCACAUUUUGAGAUACACGCUUUUCUUUGGAUAUGCUUUCCUCUAUAGUUAUUGUUACACUAGGUGAACCCAUGUUCUCUUCAUCUAGAGUUAGUUGGUUGGAAUUUUCUUCAAAGAUGCAAAGAUAAUGUGGUUGCGUUGUUGCAGUUACUCCAGUUUUGUGGCUAGAUGGCGCUGUAUAACCGUGCUGCAGUUGCACCAACACGCACACGUUCGUGCUGCUCACAGGAACAUUUCGAAUAUUUUCUUUAAACCAUUCACUGCUCAGUGAGUGUGUGUGUGUGUGCGCAACCUGUCGGCUAUCUCAGGAAGAUAAUGUUUGGCACCGUCCUGCAUACUUGUGUGUCCCAUGUUGUGGCGACAUCAGGACGAGUCCAUCCCAUAAUACUUGAGUAACAAAUGCUGAUGUUCCCUCUCAAAGCUCGUCUGACAUCUACUGUGAUCAAUAUGUGCUCUCAGGAAUGUGACUAUUUUUUUCCUUUCGAUUGUUAACAGCUCUGUUGUUGUUUUUUAAGUGAAAAGGAGACAAUAAAAUGUGUUUUU
Molecule: messenger RNA, 3612 nt
Organism: Syngnathus acus (greater pipefish)
Lineage: Eukaryota; Metazoa; Chordata; Actinopteri; Syngnathiformes; Syngnathidae
Gene: zbtb2b
Product: zinc finger and BTB domain containing 2b
Exons: 3
Coding region: 359-1858 (499 amino acids)
Biological process (GO): regulation of transcription by RNA polymerase II
Cellular component (GO): nucleus
Molecular function (GO): DNA-binding transcription factor activity, RNA polymerase II-specific; protein binding; RNA polymerase II cis-regulatory region sequence-specific DNA binding
Source: RefSeq, a predicted model, not a curated record